AUGCCGUCAGAAGAAGAAGCGACGCCCAACGCAAGGACAGAAGAAGAUCAAAAGAAAAUGGCAGCAAAGAAUCAAGAAGGAAAGGCAAAACCUAAGAAGCGCAGCGGCAAACCUAUGGAGUCGACUUCAGCAGCAAAACGAACUCGCGAAGACGGGGGGACCCCUUCCAGCUCCAGCUAUGAUCUCUGGAAGGACUUCUGCGAGCGAGGAACAGAUGCCUUCAAAGACAACCAGAAGAAGGUCAAUGUGAUGGAAAGACAAGGAGCGAGCACUCGGGACAGCCACCUGCAGAUGAUCGACACGCGCAUGGAAAAGAUUGAGAAGAGCCUAGCGGAUCACCACGAAUUCGUCAAACAGACUGUAGCUCCAACUAACCUAGUCAUCAAACCAGAGCACGUGGACGAACUGCUAAAGAGAGUCACGACGAGUUCAACCGAGAUGCAGUCCAGCCUCGAAGAACAAAUGGAUAACGCGAAGAAUCGUAUCCUCAUGGAAAUGGAUGAAAUGUUCAAAGAGGUAGACCGAUGCAGAACCGAAGUCGAAAGGGUCAGCAACAAUGCCGUGAUGCAUGAAGUCAGAGAAGUGUCGAUACAUCUAGCCACCUUCCGAACCGAGGUCAACCAACGAUUCGUGGCAUUGGAAAAGAGGCUAGAUCAAAUGCCAGUUAUCGUGUCUACGCUUCGAAGGAUCGAAAUGCAGUUGAAGAAGUCAGACGGAGGCGACUCAGGAUCAGUCAAAGAGGAGGCGAGGAGACAGAGGACUGAGGAAUCAAUCCAGUUCAGUCUUCGCAACAACACCAACCUCAGUCGUGAGCCGGAACAAGAAAGGGAGAAAAGAUCCAGAGAGCUCAGAAAGGAAGAAUACGAAGCAGGCGAGAUCAAAGAGAAGCGAGAAGACAAAGAAAUCCUAGAAUCGAUGGCGAAGGUGGACAAAGAUCUUCGUAGAACCAAACACGAGAUCUUCGCUCUCAGCCACAAAAUAGAAGAGUUAAGAAGAGAAGACCACAAAGCAAAUGAGUCUAAAAUCUACUCAAUGAGGGAAAAGAAGUACGAGCUGCUAGAUGAGGAAAUGGCACUUCAAAGGAAAAAGGAUGAUCUGAAGAUGGCCCUAUACGAAUGGACCAGAAAAAGGGACACCACGACACAACAGACAACGAGCAGAACUUUUAUAGCAUCAACCAGCCAUCGAUAUCAAAGGUCAACAACGCCGCGCCAUGGCAGCCAGAAGGGGUCACCGGAAAGAAGUCGUUAUCGUACCCCAUCGCACCGAGACUCUACCCGCAGGUCAUAUAGCCCUGGCUUAGGUCGCCGGGGAGUAUAG
Messenger RNA from Haemonchus placei, 1320 nucleotides. NCBI's taxonomy places the organism in Eukaryota, Metazoa, Nematoda, Chromadorea, Rhabditida, Trichostrongylidae. The record is from the annotation of a GenBank genome assembly.